UACAGACGUGUAAUUUUCUUCCCCCAGGAUUUAUAGUCGCAUUCGUAUGCGUUUUCUAGGAUAUGAACGGAAGGAAACCGCGUUCAGUUCCGAGAUAAAGUUUAUGGGAAUGGAUCAAGUUCAAAGAAUUUUCCAGAUCUCUCGCGAAAGCUUAAGCAUGGUUGUACACACCGCCCGUAGGAACAGGUUACACGAUCUCAUCAGUACACGAUGGUGUCUCCCUCGCGAUGGCGGAUCUCCCUGUGGAACAAGCGGGAUAUUGAAACGAGGGGACAAGAGAAACCAGCCAAGGGAAAGAGAAGCAGAUAUCGAGAGAGAGGAAGAUAAGACCGUUGCAAAAGAAUGGCUCUCGGCAAUUUCUGCUCUUUCAAGCGAGUUCGACGCCAGGGUUACACAUUAA
This is a messenger RNA of Megachile rotundata (alfalfa leafcutting bee), 400 nucleotides long. RefSeq lists its product as uncharacterized. NCBI's taxonomy places the organism in Eukaryota, Metazoa, Arthropoda, Insecta, Hymenoptera, Megachilidae. The record is from RefSeq and is a predicted model, not a curated record.